AUGAAAUUACUAACAUUUCCUGGUCAAGGGACCUCCAUUUCCAUUUCCAUUUUAAAAGCGAUAAUAAGAAACAAAUCAAAGGAAUUUCAAACAAUACUGAGCCAAAAUGGCAAGGAGUCAAACGACCUGUUGCAGUACAUUUUCCAGAACCCUUCCAGCCCUGGAAGUAUAGCCGUCUGCUCCAACCUUUUCUAUCAAUUGUACCAGAUACUCUCCUACCCUUCCGAUUCUCUGGAACAUGCCCAGGGAAGCACGUUCAAAAACGAUAUACCCAGCAGAAGGGACAACGAACAAUGCUAUCUCUUGGGUCACUCGCUGGGUGAAUUAACCUGUUUGAGUGUUAAUUCGUUAUUUUCUUUAAAGGACCUUUUUGAUAUUGCUAAUUUUAGAAACGAGUUGAUGGUGACAUCUACUGAGAAGUACUUAGUGGCCCAUAACAUCAACAGAUCUAACAAAUUCGAAAUGUGGGCGUUGUCCUCGCCAAGAGCCACGGAUUUGCCACACCAAGUACAGAAAUUGUUGAAUUCCCCUAAUUUACUACCGUCUUCACAAAACACUAUCUCUGUUGCAAAUGCCAACUCAGUGAAGCAGUGUGUGGUUACCGGCCUGGUGGAUGACCUAGAGUCGUUAAGAACAGAACUGAAUCUAAGGUUUCCUCGCUUAAGAAUCACAGAAUUGACUAACCCAUAUAACAUUCCCUUCCACAAUAGCACCGUAUUGAGGCCCGUUCAAGAACCACUAUACGACUAUAUAUGGAACAUAUUGAAGAGAAACGGAACGCACACGUUGACAGAACUGAACCAUCCAAUAAUAGGCAAUCUGGAUGGUAACAUCUCUUAUUACAUCCACCACGCGUUAGAUAGAUUCGUUAAAUGUUCUAGCAAAACGGUGCAGUUCACCAUGUGUUACGACACCAUCAACUCUGCAACUCCAGUAGAGAUUGAUAAGAGUGUUUGCUUUGGACCAGGGAACGUGAUUUACAAUCUGAUCAAAAGAAACUGCCCUCAGGUGGAAACCAUAGAAUACACCUCUUUGGCCACCAUAGAUGCAUAUCACCACACGACUGACAACAAUGAGGAUUGA
Molecule: messenger RNA, 1083 nt
Organism: Saccharomyces eubayanus
Lineage: Eukaryota; Fungi; Ascomycota; Saccharomycetes; Saccharomycetales; Saccharomycetaceae
Gene: MCT1
Product: [acyl-carrier-protein] S-malonyltransferase
Exons: 1
Coding region: 1-1083 (360 amino acids)
Biological process (GO): fatty acid biosynthetic process
Cellular component (GO): mitochondrion
Molecular function (GO): [acyl-carrier-protein] S-malonyltransferase activity
Source: RefSeq, a predicted model, not a curated record